UGUUUUGAUUUUUAUCGUUGUUGAGAGGUUAUGUUUGUUAGCAUGUGAGGAUAGGAUAUAAAUAUUUCAGAUGAAAAACUCGAAUUGUUACGUAUUGAAUGUAAAAUGUAUCGAUUAUUUAAGUAUCAAACGACACGAUCGAAUUCAUUAGCCACAAUACCAUUUAAUGCCGAUACAGGUUUAACAGGGAAAUCAUGCCAAUUUUGUAGAAUACUACAAAGCUACAGCAAGGUUCCUCAUCGUUACCAGUCAACAUCCUUGAAUCCGAAUCCACUAAAUACAGGUAAGGUUAGGAAAAGGAGAUCAAAGAAAAACAGCACAACAGAGCUUGUAGAAGUUUCCGAUAAAUCAACACUCCAGCUCAUGACCAAAGUACAAAAGGCAAAUGUGAACGAUCUGCAAAAGCUUCUACUAAUGAGUCCACAAAUUAAUAAUUUAGAUAGUCCUAAAUCGGGUGCCUUCUCAUCAGCAGUACACACAUAUGACAAUUUGAGCGUAUUGAAUCCAUCUAGUAGAGAGAAUAUCGGUUUAGUAACUUUAACUGAAAAAGAUUGGAGAAUCUUGACAAUGCUUGGGUUCAAUGAUCCCUCCAAAAUUCCCAGUGGAGAGUUAUUUUCUAAUGAGGAUGUUCCAGAAAUUUCAGUAGUUGAUGAGGAUAGUUUUGAAGAAAUUUCUAUUAAUGAAGAUUAUCCACUAGAUGAGUCACUAGACGUCUUAGACAGCAUUUCAACCAUCGACCCUAUUUUAGAAGAAGAUUGUAUAAAAGAGGAUGUCCAGGUUGAUGAAAAAAAUAAAAAGCGAAAGAAAGAAACUAAAAAAGUCAAAGAAAUGCCGGAAGAAGUUAAAUUUCAUUUAACUAAAAAAAGGAAAGAAAUGAUGUUGAAAACUCUAGCUGCUUAUGUUGAAACCUGUGUUAUUCAAAAAAUGACUAAAAGGGCUGAAUAUGCAAUAUCCUUUUAUAAACAUAGGAGUGUUAUGUUCAAAACUGUUAUUGAUGAUGUAAAUAUUUAUAAUGCAUUUUUGAAAACCCAUGCUACUAGAGGGCACAUGAAAGAAAUUUUUGAUACACUACAAAAAAUGGAAAAAGAAAAAAUCAUUCCAAAUCUUCAGACCUACAUCAUAUUACUGUAUGGUUAUGGAAAAUCUUCUAUAAAAGGAUUAAAAUACAAGAAUAAGGUAGAAAUGUAUAUCAAAGAAGCUGAAAAGGGGGGUUAUAAUUUCAAUAAAUUAAUGAAUGAAGGUGUAUUUCUAAAUGAUGAAAGAACCAUUGUUCUGAAGACUAUGAGGAUAUUUGAUCCAAAAUUUGAGCCUACCUAUAACGCUCCACUAGUGCAAUAUAACAAUGAAUUAGUCAAUAACUUGAACCAUCAAGAUCAGUUAUUGCCUCCCAAAAAGGGACCAGAAUGUGAUGGAUUAUUUAGUUCAAAUGACUUGAGAAAGAGAGUUCUUGAGCAACUUGAUCAGGAACAGCAAAUUUCUAUAACUGUCAGAAAUAUCGAAGCAGUUGAAGCACCGACAGAGGAAACUCUGAGAUGUAGAAAAUAUUUAGAAGAAUUGCAUAAAAGUUGGACAGUAGCUGCAACUGAAUCGUUUAAAAAAAAUCUAUGGUGUCUAAUGAAUCAAAGGGGAAACCUUAACUAUGAUAUUUAUUUGAAGUGCAUUCCCAUGGAAGAUUUUAUCACAAUAAUAGUUGAAGAGGCUAAGAAAUUGUCGCAAGGCUCGGAGACAUAUAGUCCCACUGUAAAUAUGUUAUACAGGGAUUUAGGAAAUCAAGUUUAUAGGAGGUAUUUAGUAUUGAGGCGAAAAAAUACUGGGGUGCUUGACAAAAUUUUAUCAAUACACAAAGAAUACUGCGACCAUUAUGCAAGUUCACACAAAAACCUAGCUGUCCUGCCAACUAAUGUAGAUAACCUAAAUCCCAGGCAGAAAUGGCAGUGGUUGGAACAUAACCUCAAACCUGUCGGUUCCACGUUAGAUAUGGAUCAUAGAGAGUGGGUUAACCCAGUUCUCACACAUAUCGGAAAAUUCCUUUAUCAAAUUAUAAUGCACGAUCUCAAGGUAGACGUGAAUUGUAUGAAGCCAAAUUCGAAGCAAGAGAAAAAUUUUCCGGCUUUCUAUAACAUAUUCAGAUAUGAAAAUCGCAAACUGAGGGAAGAAGUGAAACCUCACCCGGUUCUUGUUAAAUUAAUGAAAGCAUCCGUUCCCGAAACUCUGUCGUUUCCGGUGGAUGAAGUGCCUAUGGUGUGUCCACCAGUACCGUGGACCUCGACAGGAAACGGCGGUUACCUCAUAACUCCCAGUGAAAUGGUCAGAUUGCCCCUAUAUGCCCAGGCGCAAAAAAAAAUCUUGAAAGCUACGCCAGUUCAGAAUCUAUACCCAGUGUUCGAUUCGUUGAAUCAAUUAGGAUCUGUUCCUUGGAAAGUUAAUAAAAAAAUCUUGGAUGUGAUUACGGAGGUAUUCAACAAUGGUGGAUCGGCCAAACUCGACGUGCCUGAACCCACUUCUUCCCUAGCACCCCCAGUACCACCGCCUAACCUUCAAGACUUGGAUAAGACAGAGCGUCAAGCUUUCCUGAAGCUGAAGAUGCAGUAUCAAAGAAGGAAAGCCGAAAUGUAUUCACUGAGGUGCGACUGUUUGUAUCGAUUGUGUCUAGCACAUCAUUUUCAGGAUAAAGUAUUCUGGCUGCCUCAUAACAUGGAUUUUAGGGGGAGGGUGUAUCCGUUACCUCCCCAUCUGAAUCACUUGGGCUCCGAUUUGGCUAGGUCCAUGUUGGUCUUUGCAGAACCGAGACCUCUGGGACCGAACGGUUUGAACUGGUUGAAAAUUCACCUCAUCAACUUGACGGGGCAGAAGAAAAGGGAUAGCGUGAAAGAUAGGCUUCAGUACGCCAACGAGUGCUUGGAUCUGAUCUUUGACUCUGCCGACAACCCGUUGGACGGUAAAAGAUGGUGGACUGAGAGCGACGAGCCAUGGCAAACGCUCGCUUGUUGUAUGGAAAUAGUGGACGUUAUCCGAUCAGGGGAUCCGGAAAACUACAGAUCUCAUUUUCCGGUCCAUCAGGAUGGCAGCUGUAAUGGAUUGCAACAUUACGCGGCGCUGGGUAGGGACAAGGCUGGUGGCUACAGUGUGAACUUAUGCCCUGCUGACGUUCCGCAAGAUGUAUAUAGCGCGGUUGUGACCCUUGUCGAAGAAAGGAGAAAACUUGAUGCUGAAAGAGGUGUCCAUAUCGCUAAAAUACUGGAAGGACACGUAAAACGCAAGGUAAUCAAACAAACAAUCAUGACUUCUGUGUAUGGGGUCACAUGGUUUGGUGCUAGGCUUCAAAUAGCCAAACAGUUGAAAGACAUUGACGAUUUCCCGAAAGAUCAAGUUUACACCGCCUCGAAUUACCUAACAACAAAGACGUUUGAGUCAUUACGUUCCAUGUUUACAUCCACUAAAGAAAUUCAGGAUUGGUUUACGGAAUGUGCAAAACUUAUAUCUUCCGUUGCUGGACAACAUAUAGAAUGGGUUACCCCAUUGGGGUUGCCUAUUGUACAACCUUACAUCAAAUAUCGUGUACACAAAAAAAAUUCAGUGUACGAACCAUAUCUGGAUGACAAAUUCGAGAAACCGAACGUUGUGAAACAUAAGAACGCUUUCCCGCCAAAUUUCAUACAUUCAUUAGAUUCUAGUCAUAUGAUGCUAACAUCUUUAAAUUGCGAAAGGAAAGGAUUAACUUUCGUCUCUGUCCACGACUGCUUCUGGACACAUCCCUCAACAGUUGAAAUAAUGAAUAAAAUAUGUCGUGAACAAUUCGUAACAUUACAUUCUCAGCCCAUUUUAGAAGAUUUGAGUCUAUAUUUGUCACAAAAGUACAGUUACAGCGAUUCCGUUUUAGCUAAUGACGGAUCAGUGCUAGAUUUAACGAAGAAAAAAAUGAAUAAGGUAUUAUGUAAUUUGCCAAGAACUGGAGAUCUAGACAUAAACCAAGUUUUGGAAUCUGUUUACUUCUUUAGUUGAAAGUUGAAUGUGAUAAAUAUAUAUAUGAUUAUAUAA
This is a messenger RNA of Coccinella septempunctata (seven-spotted ladybird), 4038 nucleotides long. RefSeq names its product DNA-directed RNA polymerase, mitochondrial (gene mtRNApol). The transcript is spliced from 15 exons. Gene Ontology annotation, molecular function: mitochondrial promoter sequence-specific DNA binding; protein binding; DNA-directed RNA polymerase activity. Gene Ontology annotation, biological process: mitochondrial transcription. Gene Ontology annotation, cellular component: mitochondrial DNA-directed RNA polymerase complex. NCBI's taxonomy places the organism in Eukaryota, Metazoa, Arthropoda, Insecta, Coleoptera, Coccinellidae. Bases 106 to 4002 code for a protein of 1298 amino acids. The record is from RefSeq and is a predicted model, not a curated record.